Molecule: messenger RNA, 884 nt
Organism: Macrosteles quadrilineatus (aster leafhopper)
Lineage: Eukaryota; Metazoa; Arthropoda; Insecta; Hemiptera; Cicadellidae
Gene: Prosbeta1
Product: proteasome subunit beta type-6
Exons: 6
Coding region: 137-817 (226 amino acids)
Cellular component (GO): proteasome core complex
Molecular function (GO): threonine-type endopeptidase activity
Source: RefSeq, a predicted model, not a curated record
GAGGAACGGAGUACGGAUUUUGUUGUCCCCAAGUUAGGUUAGGUCUACCACUUCCCAGACUAAUUUGUUCAUCUCUCCACACUACACUCUGACUCUUUACAUAAAAUAUAAGAUAACCAGUUAACAAAACAUUAAAAUGGCAACUAUGGUUGAUUCAGGUUCUUUCUCCACUGCUCCGGAUUGGUUUAUGGAAGCCCAAAGUACAGGGACCACAAUUAUGGCGGUCGAAUUCGAAGGAGGAGUAGUUAUUGGUGCUGACUCGCGAGCAACCACUGGUUCGUACGUGUGCAAUCGUAUCGCAGACAAGCUGACGCGUGUCACAGACUACAUCUACUGUUGUCGCUCUGGUUCCAGCGCCGACACUCAGGCCAUCGCUGAUAUAGUGUCUUACCACAUGAACUUUUACCGAGCGGAGACCGGGGAAGAGCCGUUGGUGGAGUCAGUAGCUGCUCUGUUCCGAGAACUCUGCUACAGCUACAGGGACCAGCUGACUGCCGGCAUCCUGGUCGCAGGAUGGGAUAAACGUAAAGGAGGACAGGUGUACGUUGUGCCUAUUGGAGGAAUGUGUGUUCGUCAGAAGGUCGCCAUUGGAGGUUCUGGCAGCACCUACAUCUACGGCUAUAUAGACGGCAACUUCAAAGACGGCAUGAGCGUUGAGGAGAUCAAGAAGUUUGUCACCAACGCUAUUUCACUGGCCAUGCAGAGAGACGGGUCAAGUGGAGGAGUUGUUCGGCUCGGAGUAAUCGCCAAUGGAAAUCCCAUCGAGCGAUCAGUUAUCUUCGGAGAACAACUGCCUAACUUUGGCUACGCUUCUUGAAUUGCUUUUUCUAAUGUUCGUACUCACUAAAUUAAUAAACUUUGAUUUGUAAGUUAAUAACUCUAAA